Molecule: messenger RNA, 674 nt
Organism: Melitaea cinxia (Glanville fritillary)
Lineage: Eukaryota; Metazoa; Arthropoda; Insecta; Lepidoptera; Nymphalidae
Exons: 5
Coding region: 76-618 (180 amino acids)
Molecular function (GO): odorant binding
Source: RefSeq, a predicted model, not a curated record
GCUUUUUAUAAGUGCAGCUGGCGGUGAUCGUGGAAAAUGCAGUGAAAUCUUCGCAGCGAACUGAAUGCACGAACAAUGUUGAUCAUCAUAAUAGCUUGUUUGUUUGGAAACUCCUUCGCCGCGCAUCCCCAUGGCAUAUCUGGAACAUUAGUGGACUUCACUGACCCUAAGGUCCAAGGACACUUAGACGCGCUGGUGCGAAUGGCACAAUCUUGUGUAAUUAAGGUGCGAGCUUCACCGAAGGACGUCAGAGCAUAUUUCACCAAUUCACCACCUAUUACAAGAUCUGGACAAUGUUUUGCGGCGUGCAUGUUGGAACAGAGUGACGUCAUUAAUCAUGGAAAGGUAAACCGUGAUCUCCUCGUACAUCUAGCCAGCCUGGUAAAUGGCAAGAAUUCUCGAGUGGUUCGUAAGCUUCAAAGUAUUUCGAGGCUCUGUCUCGACAGCAUUGAAGGCAUGUCGGAUAGAUGCCAGCUCGCCUCAACCUAUAACGACUGCCUGAACGAAAAUAUGAUCGAGUUUGCUUUCCCCUUGGACAUAGCUGAGGAAGCUGUAAGGAAGAUGCCAUUCCAUUUAAUACAACCAAACUUACCACAGGAGAUAAGACACACAUUCUAAGAAGGUUUAUUUUUAUUUUUAUAUUUUUUUAUUAAAAUGAAAAUCACUAACAAAAA